GCAGCCCUCCUCCUCAGGGUCUUGGCCCAGCUCACGGCUCACCUCUCUCCCAGGGUCUCUUCCCUGAUCCCUCUCUCGGGGUCUGUGUCCCCCUUCCCCUGAGGCACUGUUCUGCCCUGUUCCCUCCUGUCCCUGAGGCUUCUGCUCUGGGCUGCCCUGCUGGGCUGGGGGAGGGUGGGGGUGGGGGUUCCCAGCACAGCUGGGCCCUUGUUUCCCAGAAGGCCGGCUCCCCGCCUCCCCACCAACACACACAUUGUUCCUCUCUGGCUGUUUUUUCCUGUCUGGGACCCUCCAAGGCCAGGCCAGGGCUGACUGGCAGUGACUACUGCCCUGCCCUCUGCAGCUGGGGAAACUGAGUCUGGGGGGGGGCUUAUAACUUGGGGGUGGGGGUCCAUGGGGGAGCCCACCUUAGGGCAGCAGGGCCUCCCCACUUUACAGAGACGGACGCCAAGGCCCCGGUCCCCUCCCUCACAGCUCCCCAGGGGCUGCCUACACAUGUCCUUUCCCAUGGCCUUGUCCACAGAGCCCCCUUGUCCCCCAGGGUGCUGGCCACACUGCCUGGAUGACCCGAGACAACAUGCAGCUCUUUCCAUGGCCCUGACUACACCGGCUUCAGCACAGCUGGGGCACUGGCCCAGCACACCUGUCUACACCUCCUCUUCCAGGAUGGUGUCCGUGCCAGCUAUGCUGGGGCCCAGUCUCUGUCCCCAACCCCAGACGGCUCCGACGGCACAUGUCCCACGUUGCCCGGCCCCCUCUGGAAGUCGCCUGGCCCCUGAGAGGCUGGUCAGGGUCGGGGUGAGGGUGAGGUCACAUCUACACUGGAGCCCAGCGUUUCCCUGCCCCCAUCCCUUUCCUGGAAGCCAGCUGCCUUGUCACCACUUGCAGGUGUCAGCUGCCCCGCCCCUCUACCCUCGGCCUUAAAGGGUCGCGUCUCCCAAGGCCUCCCAGGGGCACAGACAGCGCCGCGGCGGGACAGCAUGCCCACAAGGGCCUCGUGGGUGCGGGUUCUCAUCUUGCCCUUCUGGCGUGGUGCAGGCUCCUAGACUCGGCCUCAGUUUACCCCGCCUGGGAAGUGGGGACCGGUCCUGAGUCCCAGCUACAGCGGGCGCUCAGAGGGCAUCAUCCGGACGCGGGGAGGGGGCGGGGCCGCACCCCGGAGGGGCUGCUUCGCCCACCGCUCUCCCCGCCCCACCCCGCGAUGGCCGCCCACAUCCUCCUGCUGUGUCUCCUCGCCUCCUCAGUCCUGGGGGACCCGGACUCCGCGGGCAGGCGGCCCGGGCCCCAGGCCCCCCAGCCCCGCGGGCGCCCCUGUUCCCUGGGCACGUGCCAGGCCCACCGCCUGCCAGACAUCCUACACUGGCUGCGCUCCGCCUCCACCAAGGAGCCCUCGGCGAAGGCCGGCCGCGAGCCCCAGGACCCCCGCAGCUACGGGCGCCGGCGGCGGCGCGGGGCCAGCGUCCCGCUGCGGCUCCAGGACCCCAGCCUGCGACAACGAAGCCAGCGCAGGGCCCAGCUCGCCGCGUGA
Molecule: messenger RNA, 1528 nt
Organism: Equus caballus (horse)
Lineage: Eukaryota; Metazoa; Chordata; Mammalia; Perissodactyla; Equidae
Gene: ADM5
Product: adrenomedullin 5 (putative)
Biological process (GO): positive regulation of heart rate; adenylate cyclase-activating G protein-coupled receptor signaling pathway; regulation of systemic arterial blood pressure
Source: RefSeq, a predicted model, not a curated record